GCGGCGUGCGGGGAGGGGGUUGCCGCUCCGCUUUCCCUGCCUGCCCAGCUGGUGCGUUUCCCUUUCCCGGGAAGGAGGAGGAGGAGAGCGAGAGCUUGGGCCGCUGGGGCUGCCGGACGUCGGCGGGACCCUAGCCGGUCUUCUGCAGCCCCUGCAGCAGCCGCUUUGCCCCGGGUGGCUGAAGCCCGAGCCGAGCGGCCAAGUUGGACUGGCGGACCGGGGGAUCCUGGAGCGGCUCCUGGCCGCGCAGUCCACGGAGAUGGCGGGCUGGCUGCGGGAGUGCCGGGCGGAGAGCGGCGCCCAGGCGGGUGCUCCGGCCGAGGGCUGCUCCCUGCUCAGCCCGGCCCGGGAGGAGCGGAGGCGGCGGCAGUUGCAGGGCCAGCUGAUGAAGAUGGCCAUGAUACCUUCUGAAAGCAGAAAAGCUCUCUCUGGUCUCUCUGUGGAGCAGCUGUUGGGCUUCUCAGAGGAGGAUCCAACUCUGGUCUUGUUGACAGGGACCCCAAGGUUGUUGAUGGAAACCACUGAAACAUCUCCUUUGUGUGGUGGAACUGCAACAGCUCAGGGUUCAGUGUCCUUUGAGGAGGUGGCUGUGUAUUUCACAGAGGAAGAAUGGAGGCUGCUAGAUCCCAGCCAGAGAGCUUUAUAUGUGGAUGUCAUGCUGGAGAAUUCUAGGAAUGUGGCCAUUCUUGCUUAUGGGCAGGAGCAGCAGAAUAACAAGAAGCCUAGCAUAGUGGUUUUCCAAAUGAUAAAGUCUGAAGAAGACACGCUUGGAAAUCGAGGACCAUCACAAAGGAGUACAAAAAGUUGCCGAAUGAAUGAAGGAAACAAAAUGUCUCCUGCGGGUCACAAUGAAACCCGUGACCUCCCAAUCCAGCAAAUUCCCCAACGAGAAGCAGGAAAGUAUCUCAGAUGUGCCAAAAGAGACCGAGAGAAAUCUGAUUUCAGUAAACAUUGUACAGUGCAGAAUAAAGAGGAGGAACAUGAAUAUGAAGAGGACAGACAAAGUUUCGAUCGUAUCUCUUCUCUUGCUCAACGUAACCCAUCAUAUAUCAAAGAGACGCCAUACAUAUUUAUAAAUUGUGGGGAAAAUUUCAGCUUGAACAGUCCUCUUAUUUCCCAUAAAAAUAAGAAACCAUAUGAGUGUGCAAAGGAAUUUAACCGGAAACAACUGCUUCUUUUACCCCCCAAAAAUCCCUCAAGAGAGAAGCCUUAUAAAUGCCUGCAGUGUGAAAAGACGUUUACCCAGAAAGGUAAACUUAGCAUACAUGAAAGGAUCCACACAGGGGAGAAAACCUAUGAAUGUCUGGAGUGUGGAAAGAUUUUCACCGAGAGGCGUAAGCUUAUCAUACAUGAAAGGAUCCACACAGGGGAGAAACCGUAUGUAUGCCUGGUGUGUGGAAGAAAAUUCAAUCAAAGCGGUCAACUGACAAGACAUCAGCGAACUCACACGGGGGAGAAACCGUAUAGCUGCCUGCAGUGUGGAAAGAAAUUUAGUGGAAGUUCCAACCUGAUGAUACACGUCAGAAGACACACGGAGGAGAAGCCGUAUAUAUGUUUGGAGUGUGGAAAAAGCUUCCGUGACAACAGUGUCCUUGUCUGCCAUAAAAGAAUCCACACAGGAGAAAAACCAUACCGAUGCCUGGAGUGUGGAAAGAGCUUCAGUCAAAACAGUAGCCUUUUGCGACACAAAAGAAUCCACACAGGGGAGAAGCCGUAUCAAUGCCCCGAGUGUGGAAAGAGCUUCCGUCAGAAAAGCAGCCUUUUGCAACAUAGAAGAAUGCACACAGGAGAAAAACCGUACACCUGCCUGGAAUGUGGAAAGAGCUUCAACCAGAGCAGUCAUUUUAUGUGCCAUAAAAGGAUUCACACGGGAGAAAAACCAUACAAAUGCAUGGAAUGCGGAAAAGAUUUCCGCCAGAACAGUAGCCUUUUGCAACAUAAAAGAAUUCACACGGGAGAGAAUCCGUACCAAUGCACUGAGUGUGGGAAAGGGUUUGGUAAGAACUAUAAGCUUUUGCAACAUCAAAGGAUUCACACGGGGGAGAAACCGUACACGUGCAAGGAAUGUGGGAAGAGUUUCAGUUGCAGCAGCUACUUUAUUUGCCAUAAAAGGAUCCACACAGGGGAGAAACCAUAUAAAUGUCCGGAGUGCGGAAAAGGUUUUAAUAAAAGCAGCCAUCUUACAUCUCACAAAAGAAAACACACAGGAGAGAAGCCAUACCAAUGCACGGAGUGCGGAAAAAGAUUUUCUUAUAAUUUUGUCCUCCGAUAUCAUCAACGAACUCAUACAGGGGAAAAACCAUAUGCAUGCCUGAUUUGUGGAAAGAGGUUCAGUGGGCGUUCAAACCUUAGAGUCCACGUAAGAAUCCACACGGGGGAGAAACCACAUAAAUGUGCAGACUGUGGAAAGAGCUUCCGUAAGGACAGUAAUUUCAUUUGCCAUAAAAGGAUCCACACGGGAGAAAAACCCUACAAAUGCCAGGAAUGCGGAAAGGGCUUUACUCAGAACGCGAACCUUAUCAAACACAAAAGAAUUCACACGGGAGAGAAACCGUACAAAUGCGCAGACUGUGGGAAAAGCUUCAACCAGACAAACCACCUUUCUCAACAUGAACUAAUCCAUAAAAGAAGGAAAUCAUAAUCUGAGAGCUUAAUCCCAAAUCGUGUUAGAUUUUUUUUUUGUCUCCAAAAUGAACAAUAGAAAUUGUGUAUUAUGUUGUGAAAUAUUGUUCAGUUAGAAGAGUAGCCUUAUCAGACCGAAAGGAAUCCAUGGGGGAGAACCUAUAGAAAUACCUGAAGCGUGAAAAGGGGGCCUUGCUCCUAUUUCCACUAAGAGGUUUUAUUUUGUGAGGAACACUGGAAUUAUAGAGAUGUUUUCAGUAUUUUGUGAGGAACGCUGGAAUUAUAGAGAUGCUUUCAGUACCCGCUCUGGCUUCUGUUUUUAAGAGAAAUUGUAGGAGCAAACUCGCAUAAAGAUAAAUACGUGAAUUCAAGUAAGCUACAUGGAGUUUAAAUGUGCAGCGUGUAGAAAAAGCUGAUUCAUUUAGGAGAAACUUUUAACAAAAUAUACCAUCGUAGAUUGCAAAGUGGUUCCCCUCAGCAGAGAAAACUGGAAAUGAACACGGAAAAAGUAGGGAGGGCUGAGACUUCUUCAAGAUGGAAGCCUCCUUGUCAUUACUUGAAAAUGAAUUGGAAUCAUUGCUAUUCCCCCCCCCCCGAUUUCUUUCCGAUUAAUAAAGAAGGUGGCUGCCUCAGGGUCCGUCAUUUCUGAGCCUGCACCAGUGAUAGUCCAGGUGAUCCAAAUUCUGCUGGCCCAACUUAGCCUUCUGAAAAUCUGCUUGGGUUGGUAACUGCUGCUACCUGUUGAGGCUUAAAUGUAUAUUCACAAAAAAAUGUUCUAUAAGAAAAAGAAAAUGUGGCGAAUGGAACACCUGAAAAGAGGAAAAAAGAAGCCUCCAAGAAGAAUGCUGUCAUAGAGCAUGGAGUUGCGGUGAGGGUAUUGGGAAUGUUCAAGGAAAUGUGAAAAGAAUGAAACUGGAAAACGUGAAACCACAAAGUGGAGCACCCUGAACUAAAUGAAGUGAAUUGUACCAGGAAGGGCCAGCUGAACUUCAGUGGUUUUGAGAAACUCUAUUCAAAGCAGGACCAUCGAAAGCAAUGCGGCGUCCAUUCAGAGAGGAUCCUCUGACUUUGUGUCCAUAACUCAUUAAACAAAGGUUUUUUCUGCCAUCA
Molecule: messenger RNA, 3732 nt
Organism: Crotalus tigris (Tiger rattlesnake)
Lineage: Eukaryota; Metazoa; Chordata; Lepidosauria; Squamata; Viperidae
Product: zinc finger protein 883-like
Exons: 6
Coding region: 260-2641 (793 amino acids)
Biological process (GO): regulation of transcription by RNA polymerase II
Molecular function (GO): RNA polymerase II cis-regulatory region sequence-specific DNA binding; DNA-binding transcription factor activity, RNA polymerase II-specific
Source: RefSeq, a predicted model, not a curated record